This is a messenger RNA of Biomphalaria glabrata, 3573 nucleotides long. RefSeq lists its product as uncharacterized. The record is from RefSeq and is a predicted model, not a curated record. Gene Ontology annotation, cellular component: cell surface. The transcript is spliced from 21 exons. NCBI's taxonomy places the organism in Eukaryota, Metazoa, Mollusca, Gastropoda, Planorbidae. The coding region runs from base 651 to 3479 and encodes 942 amino acids.
CAUUUUCUGUGCCAACACAAACAUCAGUACCAACACCUACAUCUGUUCCAACCCCAACAUCUGAACUGACACCAACAUCAGCACCAACACCAACCUCUGAACUUACACCAACAUCAGCUCCAACAUCAAUUCCUCCUGGAACAUAUACCACAACAACAACCACAACUCCUGAACCUCCACCAACAUCUUUACCUACACCAACCUCUAUUCCAACUCCAACAUCAGUACCAACACCUACAUCUGAACUGACACCAACAUCAGCUCCAACACCAACAUCAGUCCCAACACCAACCUCUGAACUUACACCUACAUCAGUACCAACUUCUACAUCUGAACUGACACCAACAUCAGCUCCAACAUCAGUGCCAACACCAACAUCUUUCCAAACUCCAACAUCAGUUCCAACACCAACAUCUGAACUGACACCAACAUCAGCUCCAACACCAACAUCAGCUCCAACACCAACAUCAGCUCCAACGUCAGUGCCAACACAAUUAUCAGUACCAACACCUACAUCAGUUCCAACCCCAACAUCUGAACUUACACCAACAUCAGCUCCAACAUCAGCUCCAACACCAACAUCUGAACUGACACCAACAUCUGUCCCAACGCCAACUCUAAUAUCAGUGACAACACCAACAUCUCACCCAAUGUCAACUACUGAACUGACACCAACAUUAGUACCAACACCAACAUCAGCUCCAACCCCAACAUCAGUACCAACACCAACCUCUGAACUAACAGCAACAUCAGUACCAACACCAACAUCAGCUCUAACAUCAGUGCCAACACCAACAUCUUUCCCAACCCUUACAUCUGAAUUGACACCAACAUCAGCACAAACACCAACAUCUGUGCCAAUAAUAUCUGUCCCAACUCCAACCUCAUUACCAACAUCUCUGCCAACACCAACAUCUGUACCAACAUCAUCCUCUGCACCCACGAUUACUUCAACAUCAGAAACUCUGACAACUACUGUUACUCCAAAACCUCCUACACCAACACCAACACCUCCUAUAUGUGAAGAAAAAAUGACUACUCUUGUACCUGGAGAUAAAUCUCUUAUAAAUUUUGAAAACAUUACUAAAGAAUUAUUUAUCAUUGGCAAUGAAGUCCACAAACUUUAUAGUAUAAAUGAACAUGACAAUGCCAUGAUUUUACUUCCAUCAAAUAAGACAGUGAUUUUCAAACCACCUAAUGAUUUGAUUGCUAUUGAAAUAAAUAUUGAAGACUUUUCAUUAGAAUAUAAAACAACUCUAAAAAAUUAUACAACUUCUAUAGUUAGUUUGAAGAAUUCACAAAAUCUUUUGAUUCUUAUUUAUUGGAAAUCGGACAAUUCUCCUCUAGAAGUUCCUUCAAAUGGAAUAUUGUUUAUAGCAAAGGAAAUUACAAUUGAAUCUACUCAAAAAGUAAAAGAACAGGAUAUUGUUUACAUAGUUUCUAAUCCUGGCAUCAACAUCACUUAUGAUUUAUGUGGAGAUUAUUGUAACGGUACUGUCAUUGAUCUAGUCCAACUGACUUCAUCACAAAUAAAGAAACUUCCAAUCACUGGUAUUGAAGUAUUUCCAAAGAACAAAACAGGAGAUAUUUUUAACUUUUAUGUACCAUUUGGCAUAACUGAAGCCAGUUGGAGCAUUGACUUUCCCAUUGGUGGUCAUCUUAUUACUGUAGGAAUAGAAGUACCAGACCUGAAUUCCACUUUCCAAAUUCUCUUGGAAAAUAAUGUUAAUUCUACAUCUGAGCUUUUGGAGGAUGUCGAUGGAAAACAUAUUUUCAAUGCAUCUAAAGACUCAAAAUACACUUUUGAUAUGAAUCUCCCUGCCAAUUCUAGAAUCGUUAUUAAAAUUGCUGUCCCUAACUAUUCUGUUGACGUAAAAAUAACUGAAUUCAAAAUUUGCAAGCCUGCUGUUGAAGAUUUCUGUAGACUGGAAAAUAUGGUGGUCUUAGAAGCAUUGGGCUUUUUGACAAUAGAUGAUAUUCUUGGUAAAACAGAUGACAACAUAAUAGUUCGAUAUGGUGACCUGAUAGAAGAUGGCGUUAUGGUCUAUGGUUCUUGCUAUGCAUGUGAAUGCCAUGGUUUCACUCUCAUCUGUGAUAAAACUGAUAAUUGUACUUGCCCUGAUUCCACUAUUGAGUGCACUGGAGACUGUCAUGCAGCUCACACUGUAAUUACAUUUAAUGCAACUGGUGUUCCUAUCACCUGUGCCAAUGAGUCUCAGCCUUGUAUAAAAGAAGGGUGCACAACUCCUAUGGUCUGUCCUGGCCCUUGGAGUUCUUGGUCUGAAUGCUAUGCAAACUGUCAACAAACACGUAAACGUAUCUGUGAUGUUAGGUGUGGCAAAGACUGUGAUGAAUUUAGUUUAAGUGAAAACAGGAUUUGUCCUGGAUGUAUAACAGUAUCAAGCACCACUGCGCCAACAUGUGAAGAGAAUGAAAUACCUGCUUGUGUAAGUCAUUAUGACCAAUGUUUGGAAUCUUGUGUGCGAUACAGAAGAAACUCCAGCUGUGACUCCCUGAAGGAUGAUAUACACUGCAUUGAUACAUGCAAGUGUAAAGAGGGUUUUCUGAGAGAUGGUAAUGACAACUGUGUGCCAAAUAGAUCAUGUGAAUGUUAUCCUGAUAAUAACAGCACAGUUUCAAUACCACAUGAUUAUAUUACCAAGCCUAGUAAAUGUGUUUCUUGUACUUGUAAUGAAGGUGACUACAUCUGCAAGGAAGAUGAUGAUUGCUGUGAUAUACUCCCAUGGUCUGAAUGGUCACCAUGUUCAGUGACUUGUGGUAAUGGUAUUAGUACAAGAACCAGAAAAAUCUUUGGAAGUUGUCCAUCUAAUGAGUUAGUGAAAGAACAAAGAGAAUGUGAAGAUACUAAAUGUCCAUGUAUAGUCCAAGGAAAAGUUUAUGAUUCUGGUCAAACUAUUAUGUCUGAUAAAUGCCAGGAAUGUGUUUGUUUCAAUGGAGUUGCUAAUUGCACUGCUCACGACAACAUUGGAAAGGAUAUUUGGUCAAAUGAAAAUUGCACUGCAAAGUGUUACUGUGAUAAUGAUGGAGUUCAGCAAUGUACCUCCGACAAAGAACUAGAUGCUUGUCAAGAGGUCAUUAGAAACUGUGAUUUAUCUACCCAUGUCCUUGAAGAUACUCCUGACAGAUGCUGCAAAAAAUGUGUACCUAAGAUGAUCCCAUGUACAUACAAAGCAAAGAGUACCAUAUUGCUAAACUUUACAGAUGAGACUCGAGGGCUCUGUGUGUCUAAUGAGCCUCAGGAAGUUGGUUCAUGUGCUGGUACUUGUGGUCCUAGCAAAGUAGAUGUUGUCCAGACAGUUUUCCGAGAUGGUGAAUUUCAAAUGGACACUGCUGAGGACUGCUCCUGCUGUAAAGCUCUUUUUACCAAAAAACUUGUACAGUUCAUUUGUGAUGAUUACUCUGUAGUUGAGCAAAAAUUAAAUUAUAUCUCUGGAUGUACUUGUCAACUUUGCAGCUGAACUUGAACAGUAGUCUCCACACUAAGACUAAGACUGCUUUAUGAUCCUAAUUGAAAAUGUAAUAAAAUAUAAUAAAAAUGUUACAUAAAUUGUA